UUAAUUAAUGUGAGAGAAUUUUUUUUUUAUGUUUUCAUUCAUAUUUGUCGUGAUCUAAAUUCUAUUUAUUUAUAUGUGAUUUAAAAAUUUGAUUAAUAAUACAAUUGUAUAUACACGAUGUUCUACUUAAAGUAGAGAAUUCAUAUAUAGGUUAUCUAUCUAUAAUCUGUGGAUACAUAAUAUUUUGAUGUUAUUAUGAAUUACUCAAAAAUUAAAAUGAAAUUGAAAGAAGGAUUUCGACAAUUAAUAAAGAUAAGGAGAUUUUGUACGCAGUUUAAAAACUUAACAGAAAAGGACAUUGAAGAUACAAAAUUGCAUAUGCCAGAACCAGAAUAUAAUAUAAAAUUUUUAUGCAAUCCUUUAAAUCGUGAAUAUAUUAUAAAUAAUGUGAAAAAGCGAAAGGGAAUUGGUAACAUAGAUAAAGUUCUUGAACUAUCUAAGCAAACAGAACAACGUGAAAUGUUUUUAAAUGAAUUAAGUAAAAUACCAAAUGAUACAGAUUCAGUUGUAUUUAAAUAUGGAAAUACACCACACAAAUUAAAACUAUGUGGAUCUAAGCCUGUAUUUAAUUUUGAGCCAAAAGAAUUUUCUUAUUUAGCUAAGAAGUUAAAACUUAUGAGGACAAAAGGAUUGGGAUCUUUAAUGGGAAGUCGAUGUUAUAUAUUUCAAGGUGAAUUGGCUGAAUUAGAAAAUGCUCUUAUCAAUUAUACAGUAAAAAAGUUAAUUAAACAUGGAUUUCAACUUGUGUCUGUACCGGACAUCAUACCAACUGAAGUCAUAAAAAGAUGUGGGUUGCUAACAGAUGGUCCAAGAACACUUAUAUAUAAUUUGAGUAAAAAUUAUGGAGAUGAUUACAGUUUGUCAGGAACAGCUGAGAUGUCAUUAGCUGCAAAGUUGAUAAAUUCUAAAUUUUCUUAUAAAGAUUUACCAUUAAAAAUGGCAGCUAUUAGUAGAUGUUAUAGAGCAGAAAUAUCAAGCCUUAUACAUGAAAAAGGAAUAUAUAGGGUUCAUCAAUUUACCAAAGUUGAAAUGUUUGUUUGCUCUGAACAAAACAAAUCUUUAGAAAUAUUUCAAUAUUUACAAAAUAUACAGGAAGAUUUAUUCUCUUCUCUAGGAUUACAUUUUCAAAUACUUGAUAUGCCAGCUCAUGAAUUGGGUGCUUCUGCUUAUAGGAAAGUAGAUAUGGAAGGUUGGAUGCCUGGAAGAAAACUAUUUGGUGAAUUGUCAAGCUGUAGUAAUUGUACAGAUUAUCAGUCUCGCAGAUUAAAUAUAAAAUAUCAAUCACAUAAUGGCGAAUAUAUUCAUGUUCAUACGUUAAAUGGUACAGCGUGUGCAAUACCUCGUAUGAUAAUUGCAUUAUGUGAAACUCAUCAAACCGAACAUGGGCGUAUUAAAAUUCCGGAACCAUUGAUACCAUUUAUGAACGGUAAAACAUUAAUACGAAAACAAUCAAUUGCAUCAACAAGCAUAUAUAAAUAAGAGUUCAGAAAAGUGGUAUAAUUGAUAUUGUUACAUUGUUACAGUUUAAGUUAUAAGAGAAGAACUUGCUUAUGAUAUAUAUAAAUCCUUAAAAAUAUAAAAUUAAUAAAAUACAUGAAAAAUUAA
Molecule: messenger RNA, 1605 nt
Organism: Vespa mandarinia (Asian giant hornet)
Lineage: Eukaryota; Metazoa; Arthropoda; Insecta; Hymenoptera; Vespidae
Gene: SerRS-m
Product: Seryl-tRNA synthetase, mitochondrial
Biological process (GO): seryl-tRNA aminoacylation
Molecular function (GO): serine-tRNA ligase activity; ATP binding
Source: RefSeq, a predicted model, not a curated record